AUGGCUUCCAACAUCUUCUCCCGGCUGGGUCCUCCCGCAAGAGGAUCCAGAUCAUUUUACGAGGAGUUGAGAGGCAGACGUGACGAGGAUCUUGAUAUCGAAGAUCAGGCCGGACUCGAUGUCGACGAGGAGAAUUUGAAGGAACAAUUCCAAGACUAUGACCUUGAUCACGCACAGGAUCUUGCCGUCGACGACAGCCGCACAACUCUCGACAGCAACGCCAACCUCGUCAGAAGCCCCCAAGAAACCGUCACGCGAGGCUCACAGCGAACCGGAGCUCGACGCGACACAGGACCGGCAUGGCUAGGGCACGAAGAAGAUGGAGACAACGAUGUUCCCGCUUCUCUCCUCGUCGAACCGCACGAGGUGGAGGCGGGCGCAAAAGAAUUCAACCGCAGAAAACAGCCCGUAGCCUCGACGCAGCAGCGAGCCAUACCUGGUCCGUCCGAUCGACGAACUCAUGGCCAGUGGGAGGCGGCUCAAGCCCAACAGAGGCUGCAUCCGGCAGAUAGCGUUAAACGCUUCAAACCGAAGCUCAGGCGCAUCGCGCGAGGUUUCUCGCCGGGCAAUGAGAAGGAAAAGGCACUCUGGCGAUGGGUCAACGUUUCGAACCUCGACUUUUUCAUCCAAGACGUGUAUUCAUACUACCGAGGCAGCGGCUUCUGGUGCAUCGUGUGUGCUCGAGCAUUGCACCUUUUGGAGUCUGCUUUCUUCGCCGUGUUCCUUACCUUCAUGUCACAAUGCGUUGACUAUUCACUUCUCUCCGACCGAAGCAGAAAGUCGUUAAGCGAAAUCGUGAUUCCGCAAUGCACCAGGAAAAUGUCAUUCCUUUGGAAUUUUGGUCUUUGGCUCUAUGUCUUCUACUUCAUUUGGAAAGCCGUCCAAUUUAGCGUUGAUCUCCAGAGACUGCGCAAUAUGCGCAACUUUUACACCUAUCUGCUCGAGAUACCUGAGGAAGACAUGCAGACGGUUUCUUGGCAAGACAUCGUCUCGCGGGUCAUGUCAUUGAGAGAUGCAAAUCCCAAGACUGCAAUAAAUAUCACCCCGUCACAGCGGCGCUGGAUACGGAACCAAUCCAAAGAGCGGCUUGACGCCCACGACAUCGCUAAUCGACUCAUGCGGAGAGAAAACUACUUGAUAGCCAUGAUGAAUAAGGACGUGCUUGACCUGACGCUUCCCAUCCCGUUCAUGGGAAAGCAUCAGUUCUUCUCGAGAAGUCUAGAAUGGAACCUACACUUCAGCAUUUUGGGUUUUAUCUUCGACGAGAGUAAUCAGGUCAACCAGGAGUUUCUCAAAGCAGAUCGCCGAGGGCAGCUAAGCGCAAUGUUGAAGACUAGACUUAUGUUCGCCGGCUUCAUCAAUUUGCUGAUAGGACCAUUCGUGGUUGCGUAUCUCAUUAUCGUACAUGCUUUGACGUACUAUAACGAAUACCAAAAGGACCCAGGGACUUUUAGUCACAGGAGAUAUACACCGCUUGCCGAAUGGAAGUUCAGGGAAUUCAAUGAACUCCCACACUUAUUCCAAGAACGGCUCAAUAUGUCGUAUCCGGCCGCCCAUGCGUAUAUUGACCAGUUCCCGAAGAGAUUGACGGAGCAGUUUGCUAGAUCGGUAACCUUCAUCGCUGGGGCAGUCACAUCCGUUCUAGCCAUUGCAUCAUUCUUAGAGCCCGAACACUUUUUGGGCUUCGAACUAUUGUUCGGGAAGUCGGCACUCUUCUACAUUGGAGUGUUCGCUGCAGCCUGGGCGGCCGCGAGAGGCAUGAUCUCCGAGGAAACUACCGUUUUCAACCCUGAAUACGCCUUGCGCAACGUCAUCAGCUUCAUACACUACAUGCCAGCUCACUGGGAAGCUCGACUCCAUACCGCGGAAGUCAAGAGAGAGUUUUCAGAGCUUUACAAGCUCAAGGUAUUGAUAUUGGUCGAGGAGAUUGUCGGUAUACUCACGGCGUCUCUGGUUCUCAUCUUCUCGGCGCCCAAGUGUAGCGACCAGAUCAUCGACUUCUUCCGAGAGUUCACGAUACAUGUGGAUGGCGUCGGCUACGUAUGCUCGUUUGCCGUCUUCGACUUCAAGAAGGGCGCGGAAAGGGCCAAGUUCCAGGUGGCAACCGGAGAUGUACGUGACGACUACUACUCAACCAAGCAUGGAAAAAUGGCGGCGUCCUACUACGGAUUUCUAGAUAAUUAUGUUAUCAAUCCAAAGACGGGCAUUCCUGGUCACAUCCCCCCUGGAAGUCGACAUCCAUUUCACCCGCCGCCGGCCUUCCCUGGACUUCAAUCGCCCACUCUAGCGGCCGAAAUGCAAAGCUCCAGAGUGGGACCUCAACGAGAGCUCAAUCCGCCGCAAUCGCUGGCGCCCACGACAACUCUGUCGCAUCCCCCCCAAGCUGUCAAUCUGGCGGCUCUUCAGCCUAAGCCUUUCGGCGAAGCAUCUGACGCUGCGGCCGCAAUGGCCCAGCCCAAUGCAGAGCCCGUCGAGGAAUAUGACUACGAAUCGCUCCCUCCCAACUUCUCCCUGGUCCAAAAUAUGGCGGCCGGGGCGUUCGCGGGCAUAGCUGAGCAUACCGUCAUGUACCCUAUCGAUGCCAUUAAGACCCGAAUGCAAGUUCUCAACCCUAACCCCUCAGCUGUCUACAACGGUGUCAUCCAAGGUACAUACCGCAUAGCCAGCCGAGAGGGAGUCCUCAGUUUGUGGAGAGGCAUGUCCAGUGUUGUCGCUGGAGCUGGACCUGCCCAUGCUGUUUACUUUGCUACGUACGAGGCCGUUAAGCAUGUUAUGGGAGGCAACCAGGCGGGUGUUCACCAUCCUCUUGCUGCUGCUACUAGUGGAGCUUGUGCUACCAUCGCAAGCGAUGCGCUUAUGAACCCCUUCGAUGUCAUCAAACAGCGAAUGCAAAUCCAGGACUCUGCAAAAAUGUACCGCUCCAUGACGGACUGUGCUAAGUACGUCUACAAGACCGAGGGACUGGCAGCCUUCUACGUUUCCUACCCGACCACCCUCUCGAUGACGGUUCCCUUCACUGCUCUGCAGUUCCUCGCCUAUGAAUCCAUUUCAACGGCGAUGAAUCCGAGCAAGAAGUACGACCCGACAACACAUUGUCUGGCUGGCGCUGUCGCUGGAGGCUUUGCCGCCGCCUUGACCACGCCCAUGGAUGUGAUCAAGACUAUGUUGCAGACGCGAGGAACUGCGACCGACCCGGCGUUGAGAAACGUCAAUGGCUUCAUGGCCGGGUGCCGGUUACUGUACGAGCGAGAGGGCUUUCGGGGAUUCUUCAAGGGUGUGCGCCCCCGUGUAGUGACGACCAUGCCCAGCACGGCUAUUUGCUGGUCUGCUUAUGAGGCUUCCAAGGCUUACUUCAUCGCAAGGAACGAUAUUUCACCUUGA
Molecule: messenger RNA, 3381 nt
Organism: Colletotrichum gloeosporioides
Lineage: Eukaryota; Fungi; Ascomycota; Sordariomycetes; Glomerellales; Glomerellaceae
Product: Autophagy-related protein 9
Exons: 11
Coding region: 1-3381 (1126 amino acids)
Biological process (GO): autophagy of mitochondrion; protein localization to phagophore assembly site
Cellular component (GO): autophagosome; phagophore assembly site
Source: RefSeq, a predicted model, not a curated record